Pelagomonas calceolata is the source of this 392-nucleotide messenger RNA. The record is from the annotation of a GenBank genome assembly. NCBI's taxonomy places the organism in Eukaryota, Pelagophyceae, Pelagomonadales, Pelagomonadaceae.
GGUUGUUAUUUAAGGGUCCUGCGGGGGGCGCGGCGGUCAUGGUUAUGAUCAGGAACGGCGCGCGGGGCCGCGGGCGGAGGGCGCGGCGCCGAAUCUCGCGAGGCGCCAAAUAUUAUCUUCGGCAGCUGGGGCCCCGUCGCGGCCUCGCGGCGCUGCGCUUUUUCUCACGGCGACGGCGCGGCGAGAGCGCGAACGACAGACGCAGCCCCCCGGUGAAUGAGGCGCUGUGGCGUGCUUUUGGAGCCUCGUUGUUUAGGUGGCGAGUUCGGGGAAAAUCGAGCGGCCGGCUUUUUGGGUUCCUACACGCGUUCAUCCCUUCGAGCGUCCGGGGGGCGUCGAGGACCCGCUCCGAGGCCUCCGCGAGGCCCUGGCGCCGGAAAUGGUUCCCAGCA